GUGACCGCGGCGGAGGUCUUCGUGAUCGCCUCGCCCAAGCACCUCAACGAGUGGGACCUCGACCUCGACGAGGAGGCCGAGCGGGCGGCGGAGCGCAAGGGGGCGCGCCUGAGGGCCCUGGGCCGCGCGCUGCUGCUCGGGGACGCGCCCAGGCUCGAGCCGGGAUGGUGGUGGCAGCUGCCGUCCUGGGUCGAGCGGUGGGAGCUGGACCAGGUGCUCCAGCACGUAGACUUCGAGCACGCGCAGAUCCAAGACAUCCGUUCGGAGCGCCAAAAGUUUGCGUUCAUGCCGUUGCUGCUCCUUCGGCCCUCGCUGCGCGCCCUGGCCGCCCCCGGCCGCGCGGAGCUCGCCGCCCGCGCCUCCGCGUACUGGCAGAGCUACGAGUCCGAGAUGCUCGCGGACGCCUCCGACUGGCAGAGCCGCAUGGGCCGCCCAGGACCGCCGGCCGGACCCGACGCGCCCCAGCCACACCAGGCCGUACCCGCGGCCGAGCUGCGCGCGGAGGUGAGCUGCCCGUGCCAGCGCACGGGCGCCUGCCUGGCCCUGUCGCUCGCGGCUCCCGACGUGGCCCUCCGGGUGACGCAGGCGAUGCUCGGAGACUUCGGGCUGGUGGCCAGGCUUGCCGCGCAGCACGCCGCUCUCGUUCGGCAGCGGUGCGAGGUGGCCCGCCGCUCCCAGCACCCGGAGGCGGCGGAGGAGCGGGCACCGGCCCGGCCGGGCGCCCGCGCGCUCUGGCUCCGCGCCUACUCCCGCGUGCGCGGGCUGCUGCGCGAGCUGGACCCGCUGCGGCACUGGCACACUCGCGAGGUGUGGCGGCUGCUCCGGCUGCACCGGCUCUACCUGGACCUCGUGGGCCAGGAGGCGCCGAGGCUCCAGCAGGCAGACGAGGCGGG
Molecule: messenger RNA, 893 nt
Organism: Prorocentrum cordatum
Lineage: Eukaryota; Dinophyceae; Prorocentrales; Prorocentraceae
Source: the annotation of a GenBank genome assembly